AUGCCCUGCGGGAAGCGACCCCUUGUCAAAACCUGGGACAAGCCUAGGCGCAUAAGGGUUAUUACACCAUCUCGAUAUGAACAAACUUUGGAUUGCGUUAAAGUACAUUGGCAAAAUGUUAUCAAGGAGUUGGAAAUGUCCUACAAAGAUGAACAGUUCUGGGACACAAAUUGUGACACAGUACGCAACUUGGUGGGCCCCGUGAUCUUCCAGCGGAUUGCCAAGAUAUUCGAUCUGCCGCAGGAAGAGAAGGAGUAUGUGCCACCAGAAGAUGUUCCACUGGAAGUCAAGUCCGAAGACUUGUUUGUUUCAAAAGCAUCAAAAGGUUUAUUUUCUGCUAUGGGCUCCGAAGGAGAACCUUCAAUGGAGGAAGAAGUACAGCCUGAAGAGGAAUCCGAGUGGACCGUCAGUACAGAGCACAGCCACGUCAGUGAAGAAAAAAGAAUGAAAUCCCUUACAUCGACCAGAUCACUAACAGUAUCGAAAUCAGUAUCCAAAAUGUUGUCCAAAUCUUUCUCGAGAUUCUUAUCAAAGAUAAUGCAGUCAGCAAAAUCUGCCCCGGAAAAAUUGGCUGCUCAAAAAUCUUCAAUAACGAUCCCAGAUUCUUUAGCCAACACCAGUGAUGACAUGAAUGUGCGUCCUGGAACCGCUAUGGACCUCUUAUAUCGGCGACCACGAGUAGGAGGAAAUCCAUUCUUUGACAUGUUAUACUGCAACGAAUCUGAAACAGACAUGAUCAAAUGGAAGUCAAAAUACAAACAAAAGACUUUCGAAGUGUCUGCUUCCGAUGAAUUUAGUAAGAGGGCAGAAAUUUUGACUAAACAAAUAUCCAAUGACUUCUAUGAGUGGUGGGUUGGCUUAGGUAAUGUUGAAUUCAAGAGUGAAAUCAAGCGACCUGAGGAUAUCGAAGCUCUUUUCCAGGUGUGGUUCGACGAGCAUUCUUCCCGCGGUAUUGUGCUGGACCCGAAGAUAAUACCUUGCGUAUUAAGAAGCAUCGCUACAAGUACCGGCGUACAAAAGGCGUCAUGUCUCCGGGCGUUAAGACGACAAAUAGCGUACGACAUUGAAGCGGAGACCAACCCAGCGCACACGAUGGCUUUCGGGAAGAGUCUGCCGAACAAACUGAAGCAUGUUCCUCCUCAGAACAACACUAGCAAGCAAUGGCGCGGCGUCUUAAUCCCAGAGGAUCUGCGCAGCAUGGCGUGCGUCUGGGAGGAUAUACAGCAUCUCACGUCGACAAAGGCUUUCCAGCAAUGGUUAGUGAAGCACCCAAACCUGCCAAUGCCUCCUUUCUUGAAGUACCUCCACGCUCCUGGAGACAAGAAGACACCGUUUAUCGUACCCUCAGACUAUGUGCUCAAAGACAAGGGUGUAACGCCAUCAGCCCAGGAACUCGCUCUUCCAGUCUCACAGUUCUCCUUGGAGCUAAAAGAAGUGCUCAGCAAACUUAUGAACCAAUGAGCACGAAGGUUUGGAAACACUUAUAACUGAUUUAUUAUUUUCUAAUUGUGUAAUUUGUUAAUUUAUUUACUGAUUCUGAAUUAAAUAGCCUUACUGUGUUA
Helicoverpa zea (corn earworm) is the source of this 1562-nucleotide messenger RNA. RefSeq lists its product as uncharacterized. Lineage: Eukaryota; Metazoa; Arthropoda; Insecta; Lepidoptera; Noctuidae. The transcript is spliced from 8 exons. The coding region runs from base 1 to 1461 and encodes 486 amino acids. The record is from RefSeq and is a predicted model, not a curated record.